UCCCUUCAUAAAGGCUGGGCCAGCCUGGGCAGACCGACCGCCCUGCCCAUCCUCUGCUUCCCCCCGCGCCAGCGGCUCCGACCAUGAGAGGCAUGCUUUUCGUGCUGUGUGUCUUGUGGACUCUGUUGGAAGCUGAAUCCCAGAAACCCAGUGACUGCGCUAGGUGGUGCCCCCUGAACUCCAAAUGUGUCAACGCCACCGCCUGUCGCUGCUCUCCUGGGUUCAGUUCUUCUUCUGGGGAGAUCUUCACCAACCUCUUGGAGAAUUGUGAUGACAUCAAUGAGUGUGCACCACCCUUGGCGGUGUCCUGUGGAAAAUUUGCCGACUGCCAGAACACAGAAGGGAGCUACCACUGCGAAUGCAGCCCCGGGUACGAGCUUGCUUCUGGGGCAAAAACUUUCAAGAGUGAAAGUGAGAACACGUGUCAAGACGUGGACGAAUGUCAGCGGAGACCCAGAAUCUGCAAAGGCCGCACCAUCUGCGUCAACACCCAGGGCGGCUACACCUGCAGAUGCCCACCCGGCUUUAAGCACGACAAGACAGACCCGAACACGUGCUCAGACGUGAAUGAAUGUACCUCGGGGCAAAGCCCGUGCCACCGCACCACCCACUGCCUCAACACCAUGGGGAGCUAUGAGUGCCGCUGCCGCCCCGGCUGGAAGCCCAUUCCCGGGUCCCCCAAUGGCCCAAACAACACCAUCUGUGAAGAUGUGGACGAGUGCCGCCCUGGACAGCCUGCGUGCCACAACUCCACCGUCUGCGUCAACACUCUGGGCUCAUACAGGUGCCGCUGCCGCCGUGGCUGGGAGCUCAAACCCGGAUUCCAGAAUAUGCAGCCAAACACUACCUGUCAAGAGAUGGCCUUCCCCCCCUGGACCCCACCCCCUGGAAUGCAGAGCCAGACACUCACCAGCUUCUUUGAAAAAAUCCAAGCUCUGCGCAGAGACUUCAAGCCAGCCUUGGCUCAGGACACCAUCCAGGAACUCAUCGAGUCAGUGGAUGUCAUGCUGCAUACUCCCGGGGACCUAGAGGACUUGUCCCUGCCUGAAAGGCACAAGGUGGCCACCCACCUCCUCUCUGAGCUUGAGAGAGUCCUGAGGACCCUGGCCAAGGCCAUGCCCGGAGCCUCCUUCACCUACCAUUCCCCUCUGAACACAGAGCUAUCCCUGAAGAUCCAGGAGCGAGGGGAUAAACAGGCCACCAUAGGCCAGAGACACGCACGGAUGUCGCUGGACUGGGAUGCGGCAGCUACAGCCAGCGACUCAGACCCCACCAUGAUGGGCAUCCUCUCCAGCUGUGAAAUACGGAAAUUGCUGGCCAAAGCCUCCUUGGAGCUGGACCCUGAGAAGAAAGAUAAGCUAAAAAAUACCCUGGGACAUCCCGUCUAUGGAACCCAGUCCAAGCUCUUCUCAGCCGUCAACUUGGUGUUUCUGAGCAACACAGACACCGAGCACCUUGACUCCCCGGUCACCUUUGCCUUCUCCCACCCUACGAAGACCACUGAACCGCAGCAGGAGCUGGUCUGUGCCUUCUGGAAGAAUGACGGGCGGGGCGGAGGGCACUGGAACACCACGGGCUGCUGGACCCGGGGCACCGGGAACCACAGCACCACCUGCCAGUGCAGCCACCUGAGCAGCUUUGCCAUCCUUGUGGCCCACUACGACAUACAGGACCCAAAGCUGGAGCUGAUCACCACGGUGGGGCUCUCGCUGUCGCUAGUCUGCCUGCUGCUCUGCAUCCUCACCUUCCUGCUGGUGCGGCCCAUCCAGGGCUCGCGCACCACCGUGCACCUGCACCUCUGCCUCUGCCUCUUCGUGGCCUAUGCCAUCUUCCUGGCAGGCAUCAAGAACGACGGGGACUGGAACAGCCAGGUGAGCUCUCACCUCCCCCAGAACCCCCACCUGGAGAAGUCCCCAGCGGGGUGCAAGCCAGAGGGCUUCGGCGGCCUGGGGCUGCGCUGCCGCCUGGUGGCCGGACUGCUGCACUACUGCUUCCUGGCCGCUUUCUGCUGGAUGAGCCUCGAAGGGCUCGAGCUCUACUUCCUGGUGGUGCGCGUGUUCCAGGGCCAGGGCCUGAGCAAGCGCUGGCUCUACCUGAUCGGCUACGGGGUGCCCCUGCUUAUCGUGGCCAUCUCCGCGGCCGUCAGACACGAGGGCUACGGCCGCAACACCUAUUGCUGGCUGAACCCAAAGAGUGGCUUCCUCUGGAGCUUCCUGGGACCUGUGAUCUUCAUUGUCCUGUGCAAUGCCGUCAUCUUCGUCAUUACGGUCUGGAAACUCUCGCAGAAGUUUUCUGAGAUCAACCCCGACAUGAAGAAACUUAAGAAGGCCAGGGUGCUGACCAUCACGGCGGUGGCUCAGCUCUUCGUGCUGGGCACCACCUGGGUCUUCGGCCUGUUCCUCUUCGACCCGCUGAGCUGGGUGCUGUCCUACACCUUCACCAUCCUCAACUGCCUGCAAGGUUUCUUCCUCUACACCCUCCACUGCCUGCUCAACAAGAAGGUGAGGGAGGAGUACCGGAAGUGGGCCGGCUGGGUCACCGGGAGCAAGUACUCGGAGUUCAGCACCUCUUCAUCCAACCAGACGCAGGCCCACAGGUCUUCAGAGUCUGGCAUGUGACAGCGCGGUCCCCACAAGGAGGUCCUGCGGCCUCAGCAGCUUUUGCACAUGUCAAAGACGGUCCCCUCCUCUCUCCCCACUCUGCUCCCUCCGCCAGCCUGCCCUGGGCCCCCACGUGCAGCACAGAAAGCAGGGGGCAGCCGCUGUCGUCUAGCACUGAAGCCCUGGAAGCCCAGCCGGGUGGGGAGUCAGACUCACUGGGCCUGCUUCUGGCUGCCCCGCCCCCCCACUGCCCUACGCCAGCCCGGACCCAGGGCGAGGGCAGGAGCCGGCCCGGGGCAGCAGCCCCUUCCCCUGCUCCACAAGGCCUGUCGGACUGAGGACCCCUUCCCCUCAUCCGUCUCUGCUCCGAAACAGAAGGUCAGGGUGCUGGGGAUCUGGCUGCCCCUUAAGCUAGAAGCCUGAGGCCAGGGGUGGGGGAAGGCCGAGCCCCUCCCAGCCUCACAGCCUGAGGCUCACGGUACAGAGACCCAUCCGCCCCUGGAGGCAGAAGGCUCUCACUUGUUCUGACGAUUAUGGAUGUUGUAUGUUUUUUUUUUUUAAUCUGUAUAUAAACUGUGCAAUGUU
Hyaena hyaena (striped hyena) is the source of this 3185-nucleotide messenger RNA. RefSeq names its product adhesion G protein-coupled receptor E5 (gene ADGRE5). The record is from RefSeq and is a predicted model, not a curated record. Gene Ontology annotation, biological process: adenylate cyclase-activating G protein-coupled receptor signaling pathway; cell surface receptor signaling pathway. Gene Ontology annotation, cellular component: membrane. Gene Ontology annotation, molecular function: calcium ion binding; G protein-coupled receptor activity. Bases 84 to 2618 code for a protein of 844 amino acids. Lineage: Eukaryota; Metazoa; Chordata; Mammalia; Carnivora; Hyaenidae. The transcript is spliced from 19 exons.